CAAGUCAGUUAUUAAUAUCAACCGAUUCUUUACACGUGUUGAUGUAAAAUCUAUGAAUUGUAAAACUAUAUGAGAUAUUAGUUUGAUUGAUUAGAUUAACGAUUAAGAGUAUAGCAUAAGUUAUACUAUAACAAAUUGAUAUAUUGACGUGAUAAACUCAUGUUUGUUUGGUUAAUGUGAUGCAUGGCUAAAGGUUAUAUGACUAAUUAUAUUGAAGCGAUCCCACAAAUUAUUGGUAUCAAUAGUUGUAAGUUUAACAAAAAAUGAAGAAGGUCAAGCUUUUAUUUUGUGCAUGUACUCGUAGAUAAGCAUCUUUGCAUUUUGCAUCUCUUUCAAUGCAACACACGAUGAUUUUUACAAGAUUAUAUUCAUGUAUUUGAUCCUUGCAAUCAAAACGAUAUGUUCAUGAACUUUGUUGUUCCUUGUCCAAAACUAUUGGAUAGAGUUCUCACAACAUAUGCCGAUCAGUCCAUGUCCCUACAAGUUCACAUUUAUGUCAAAUAAUGUCAUAUGUUCAUAUAUCAAAUUACCAUUUGAGUUUCCUAUCAACAUAUUACUCGAAUAUUCUACAUUGUAACAGCUAACAUUCCCCUCGUUCCACGCACUAGCUGAUUCGUGGCGAGCUCUGCUUUGUUUUCUAAUUUUUUUGUAAUUUGAUUUUGAUUGAGGAUCCAUGUUCUAAAGCUGUCAUACACACUCACUCCUCUAUGAUGUGCUCAUUGUUGUGGAGAUUGAGCUCAAUCCCUACGAUGUGGCGGCUUCUUCUACUUCCAAGGUCGUUUCUUGUUCAGACAAGAAAUGUUCUGUAGUUACUCCAUGCAGUGCAACUCGGUGUUCGACGAACGACCAGUAUUGUGGCUGCGCAAUGAAGUAUAUGGAUGGGGACACACCAUCAAGAGUUUACGUGGUAAGAAAUGACUCUACUGAUGACUGAGUGAAAUAAUUGAGCUCAACAUUAUUUUACAAAACUGUUAGCACGUGCAUCUCACAACUGACGACACAAGUUAUACUAAGUAAAUAGCGUUUUGUAUUUAUUUACUUGAUGACCAACAUAAAACAACAAAAUUGAUAAUAAUAACUACUCACUCAGUAAAAAGAAACAAAUGAUGCAAAUGUUUUUAGAGCAUGAGAAAAUAUUUAAUGUUGAUGGUGCCAUGGUGGUGUUGGUAAUAUAAAAGAUACAGUGACGACCUCUUGAUCACCAUAGUUGUAUUAUCUCAUGCCAACUACCUCAUCAAACCCUUUAUAAAAGAAAAAAAAAGUUCCUGCAUGCAUAAAAAUAUAAAUAAUAAAUGAGUACAUAUUGUUAUAUAAAUAAAAUAUAACUCAAAUAAAAUCUAUAAUUAUGAUAUCAAACUAUUAUGAUUAUCAAACAAAAAGAAUUUGACUAAUUACAUAUUAAAUUUCUCAAAACUGGACAUGUUUUUUUUUAAAUAUAAAAUAUACUAAUUGUCUACACUAUUAAUUAAGUAUUAAGUAAAUCUCCUUUCCAUAUAUGUACUAUUCAAUUGGACUAUAUUCAACUCCAAACCUUAUUCUCUAAAGAAUCUCGACCAGUAAGUUUGGAUAGAAUAGAAGAUGGAUGAAAAAAAAUCAAAUAGUGGUUUGAAAAAGUCACAUGCUACAAUAUAAACGGAAGUUCAGUAUAAUGUAUAUCAAAAUUUGACGUAACGUAACCCGUCGUUUGGGACUUUUUUAGGUUGGGCUUAUAGAUGGAUCCAUUAACGUGAGUCGUGGCUUUUAGGUUCGGCAUCUGGUUCUUUGAUUGGGCUAAAAUUGUAGCAAGCCACUACGUGGGCCCAAUUUGUCGAAGGCAAUGUUGGUCGGAGCAAAUUUGACCCGAAGGCUGGAAGCAACCCGAUCCAUGGCAUAUGCAACACCGGGCUCCGCGUCUCUGUUUUUGUUUUCCAUAAUCGUCGCCAGCCAGACUUUACUAAGCCCCAUCUCUGCGGAGAAGGACAAGAAAGAGCUUUAGACGGUCGACGAAAGCUUCUCUCCUUCUUCAGCUUCCGGCGAGAGGGAGAGAGAGAGAGGCCGCGGAGUUGAAAAAUGCCGUUCAUAUCGCAGAUACAACGGCAGUCCGAUUACGCCUACUUCCCAUCCGAAACCCCUAUCGUCAUUGACAACGGUGCUUCCUACUUCCGCAUCGGGUGGGCGGGAGAGAACGAUCCUCGGGUAAUUUUCCGCAACAUUGUCCAGAGACCUCGCCAUAAGGCCACAGGUGAAACAGUGACCAUUGUGGGUGACCAUGAUCCUGCGUUGUUGAGAUACUUUGACUGCACUCGCUCUGGGCCUCGUUCUGCUUUUGACAACAAUGUCGUUUACCAGUUUGAAAUAAUGGAAUAUAUUCUGGACUUUGGGUUUGACCGACUCGGAGCUAAUGGAUCACAGAUUGAUCAUCCUGUCCUGAUCACUGAAUGUGUCUGCAAUCCGGUGCAUUCCCGUAGUAAAAUGUCAGAACUUUUGUUCGAGACAUAUGGAGUUCCAUCAGUUGCUUUCGGAGUUGAUGCUGCAUUCAGCUACAAGUACAAUCAGCGCCAUGGGAUUUGCAACGAAGAUGGCCUUGCUAUAUGCCCUGGAUUCAACACAACCCAUGUUAUCCCGUUCAUUGCUGGAGAGCCUGUUUAUAAAGGGUGCACUCGGACAAACAUUGGCGGUUAUCAUGUCACUGACUACCUGAAGCAACUUCUUUCACUAAAGUACCCUCACCACAUGGCUCGAUUUACAUGGGAAAAGGUUGAAGACCUAAAAAUGGAGCACUGUUAUAUUGCACCAACCUAUGCUUCUGAAACUCGGUUGUUUCAGAAAGGGACUGAUGAAGCUGAAGAUAAAACUAGGGUUUGGCAGCUUCCUUGGGUUCCACCACCAGUUGAAGAGCUCCCAUCAGAGGAAGAGAUAGCCAGAAAGGCUGCUUUAAAGGAAAGGCAAGGUCAAAGGUUAAGAGAAAUGGCUGAAGCAAAGAGGUUAUCAAGGAUAAAUGAACUAGAUAACGAGUUGCGUGGGCUGGAAUUUCUUCUGCACCAACUUGAGCAGGUACAAGCUCAUGAAAUUCCUAAUUUCCUUAGAGAGACUGGCUAUCAUUCCAGGCAGGAAAUAGAGGCCUCUGCGCACAAGGUGACACUGUCUCUAAGGAAAGCUAAAGGAGAGCCAAAAGCUGACCAGUCUGAAGCUGAAGACAAGACUGAUUCUAGUGAAAAGUAUCCUCUAAUAAACAUCCCUGAUGAAAUGCUGACCCCUGAUCAGAUCAAAGAGAAGAGAAAACAGCUCUUCCUUAAGACUACAUCUGAUGGUCGACAGAGAGCAAAGCAGAAACGUCUUGAUGAGGAAUCGGAACGAGAAAGAAGGAAUCAGCUAGAUGAAGAAAGACGUUUGGAGAACCCAGAGCUUUAUUUAGAGCAGACACACGCUAGGUACAUGGAACUCGCCGAGAGAGUUGAGCAGCGAAAACGGUUGAAAACAAACGGGAACCAAACCAAUGGAAAUUCUGGUGGUGUUGGUCGAGGUGAGAGAUUGAAUGCUGCCCAAAGGGAAAGAAUGCGGCUUCUGACAACAGCAGCAUUUGAUCGAGGGAAGGGUGAGGAUACAUUUGGUGCUAGAGAUGAGGAUUGGCAGUUGUACAAGUUAAUGAGCAAAGAUAAUGAUGACGAUGACGAUGGACCAGAACCGGAUGAAGUAGAGCUGGCACGCAUUUCUUCCCGACUUCAGGAAAUAGACCCGACAUUUGUGCCUAAAUCAGAAGCAGAGGCCUCACAACAGGGUUCUGAGGUACCAAAGUCCCGACCACUGACCCAGGAAGACUUCAAGAUUGUCCUUGGGAUAGAAAGAUUCCGAUGUCCAGAAGUCCUAUUUAAUCCGAACCUAGUAGGGAUUGGUCAGGCAGGGGUAGAUGAGAUGGCUGGGGUCUCAAUAAGGAGGUUACCAGAGAAGAAUGAGGAGUUGGAGAAGAGACUGACUAGCUCCAUUCUGAUGACCGGGGGAAGCUGCCUUUACCCUGGUAUGUGCGAGCGCUUGGAAGCUGGGAUUCGAAUGAUUAGACCGUGUGGAACAACGAUUAAGGUGGUGAGAGCAUUGGAUCCAAUUCUCGAUGCCUGGAGAGGAGCUUCUGCAUAUGCUGCAGCGGUACAGUUCCCCCAGCAGACGUUUACUAGGAUGGGCUAUUUUGAAAAGGGCGAAGACUGGAUUCGCGGUUACAAAUUUAGGUACAAUUUGUAGUAACCUAUUGAAGAAUGAUUACUUUUAGCCCGUGUAUCUGAUUGUAGUAACAGAAAAACCCAACUGGUGAUGAGAUCAACUGCCCAAUUGAUUGCCGUAUUUUAGUUCUGUGGUCUCUCUCCCACUGUUGUUCUUUUCUUUAAGAACUAAGGAUUCUAGAAGUAUAUAAAUUGAUGGUGCUCAUGGUACUUGGUUUAUUAUAUGGAAACAACUGACUUUACAGUUACCAAAAAAGUGAUCAAUGAGCA
Molecule: messenger RNA, 4460 nt
Organism: Linum trigynum
Lineage: Eukaryota; Viridiplantae; Streptophyta; Magnoliopsida; Malpighiales; Linaceae
Source: the annotation of a GenBank genome assembly